This is a messenger RNA of Priceomyces carsonii, 525 nucleotides long. RefSeq names its product signal peptidase complex subunit (gene SPC2). Gene Ontology annotation, biological process: protein targeting to ER. Gene Ontology annotation, cellular component: signal peptidase complex; membrane. The transcript has 2 exons. The coding region runs from base 1 to 525 and encodes 174 amino acids. NCBI's taxonomy places the organism in Eukaryota, Fungi, Ascomycota, Pichiomycetes, Serinales, Debaryomycetaceae. The record is from RefSeq and is a predicted model, not a curated record.
AUGUCUUCAUUAAAGAGAGUUAAUUUGAACUCAGUCUCUGAGUUACGAACGCUAACAGAUGAGAAUCUUCCAUCGAUACUAGGUGAAUUGGGCUACGAACAAUCGUUUACGCUCUCGGAUUUGAAAUUAGCAUUAGGAUAUCUGACGGUUGCUAUAUCAGUAGCAUUGUUUGCAAUGGAUAAAAAGUUUUCUUUUAAGGAUACUUAUUAUAUAACAGUAACGUCAAUUCUUGUAUAUUUCAUCAUAAGUGCUGUUCUACUUUAUCUCACUAGCUCCAAAAAGUACAAGAAUAACAAAUUUAUUGGAUAUAACGAUAAUAAGCAAAAAGUUCUGGUGGCAGCAUGGACCUCAAAAUAUGAUCCAAUUUAUAACAUGGAAUUGGUGCUUAAUGACGAUCAGCGGAGAUCAGUCUCAACUCAGAUUGAGUUCAGUAAAUUUUUCGACUCACAUGGCUAUUUCAAAAGAGAUGCAUUUAUUAGUCUAAUUAAAAAUGAUUUGAAAAGUCUUGAAAAGAAAGAUAUUUAA